Plodia interpunctella (Indianmeal moth) is the source of this 1819-nucleotide messenger RNA. RefSeq lists its product as uncharacterized. NCBI's taxonomy places the organism in Eukaryota, Metazoa, Arthropoda, Insecta, Lepidoptera, Pyralidae. Gene Ontology annotation, molecular function: peptidase inhibitor activity. The coding region runs from base 85 to 1605 and encodes 506 amino acids. The transcript has 3 exons. The record is from RefSeq and is a predicted model, not a curated record.
AAUAUUCAAUUAAUUUUUGUAGCCUUAGUUUAUGAAAUAUCAGAAUUGGCCGUUUGGAUUUUAUUGGUAUUGAAAAGUUAGAACAUGAUUGCCGGAGGUUUGUUUCUGAUUAGUCUGUUUGUCUAUGCCACGUGUUACGAACACCACAAACCGGUGACCCUGGUAGAAUGGGAACAGAAGUGCAGGCCGGGCGCCAUGGCGCUCAACGACUGCAACUGGUGCAAGUGCGGCUCCAACUACAAGUACAGCUGCAGGGCGAGGGCAUGCGCUGAAGUCGAUGUCUUUGGACACUUUAAUGAUGCCAUUGCUCAGAUCAACGUUGGAAUGGAAGGAAGAGGCGUCUGGCGCUCCACUGAUAAUGUCUGCGAGCCAGGAAUGGUGUACCGGAGAUCUGACCUCCUCUGCAUUUGCACCGGUGACGGGACCUGGCCCAACCCUGUCUGCAGAGACCACUUCAGGAUACUCCACAGGGUAAAACAAUCAGAACACAAAGAACCAAACCAGCAGAGAUGCACUUCCACCAGACUUUACCUUCUAGGUUGUAACGUCUGCUACUGCCCAUCCACAGGAAAAUUGGACCCCACAAUGUGCACCAAGAAGACCUGUACUGGAGAAGACGAUAUUUUAGCUAUAAAAGAACACGAGGACAUCGAAGAACAUGACGAAGAAUUGUCAAUUUACGCGACAUGCUCGACAAGCAAGAGAUACAAAUUUGGUAAUAAAAUUUGUGAUUGCUUGAAAAACAAUAGAUUGCACUGCGUUAAUUCCACUAAAACACAGUCUAAAAAUGUGACUUCACACUGCGGAAACGUAGAGCCAGGCGAGAUCUAUACUGCAAAUUGUAAUUUGUGCGUUUGUGAUGAAGAGGGUUAUUCUUACUGCACAACAAAAAAAUGCCUUCCAGAGAGACGUAUUUUCUCUAGAGAUCCCUAUAUUUUACACCAUGAUCUUGAUGAAUUAUUAGAAGAGAAAGUAAACACUACUGAGACUUGCCAACCAGGGACGGUGCAGGCAAAUAAGUGUACGCGCUGCGAAUGUUAUGUAAGGAAUGACGGAAAAACUACUUUCGCAUGUGAAUAUAAAAUCCCUAGAUGUGAUUGGAACACUGUCGGUGUUUUCGUGCACGGCGUGCCCCUUCGAUCUGAAACGGUGCUAUCUGUCUCAAAUGGUAUAACACAGAUGCGUUCAGAUUGCGUAGAGAACACGGCUUAUGAACACAACUGUUACAUUUGUCGUUGUUAUGUGGAUAAGAAAGGUGUUAAGCAUGAGGUUUGCGAGGCGAAUCCUAAAUGUGAGACCGCUGCGGUGAAAGAUUUGGAUGAUAUGCAUGGGUAUUGUGAGCCGUUGCAUGUUUAUAAGAAAGAUUGUAACAUCUGUAAAUGUCUGAGUGAUGGGAAAACGGUGCGGUGUACGUCGAACGUGUGCGAAGCUCGGCAGAGUGCAGACCAGGAGCCCAUAACGAUAGAAGUGGUGCCUGUGACGCAAGCGGGGGACCCCUGCCCAGUCGGCAGCUCCUACAAGAUUGACUGUAACGUCUGCUUCUGCCUGAACAAUGGGAACGCAAUUUGUACCACGAUCGAUUGCAAGAAAUCCAAAAGUAAUUAGAAUUAAAUUUUAAAUUGUGUAAAGACUUUGUGUUUUUUAUACCGCUUGGUAUAUAUACCUAGUUUGUUACAAGGCAAAUCAAGAAGAAAAUGAAAAUACAUAAACAAUUUAUAUUUUAUUGAUAAAUCUAAAAAUGUACACGUCUUUUGAAAUAAUUAAAGCAAAAUCGUUUCGGCUCUUCAACAUUACAAUAAAAUUGGCAACAUAAAAUUAA